AUGCCUUCGUGGUUGCUGGGCAGACGGGCGUCUGGUUGCGCAGUCGCAAGGGAAAGAGUUGCCGCGGACGAGGCGCGCGCCAAGGAGCUCCGGGAUCGCUUCGCGCAGAUGGCGCGCGACGCAGGGGGCGAGGCCACUGCUAGCAGGCUGCUGGGGACCGGGCAGGGGGCGUGCCCGGGCGUCGACGACGCGAGAUAUUUCUGCGAGGUCCUGGGCGGCCAGAUCGUCGUCGUGCACUGCGAGAACGAGGCGAACUCUGUUCAGAGCGUCUACGGCGAAGGCCCGUUGACAGCGCUUUUUCGGCUUCAUAAGCAAUCAUCUGGGGGCGGGCACGAGGUCGACCAUUUGUCGUGUCUGCAGAGUUGGGUUCCGCGAGUUCCAGAGGCCUGUGCGUAUGAGAGCGAGCGCGAGGAUGCGCCCGCCGAUCCGACUAGCGACGAGAGCUCCAUACAGCGACGGUUGAAACUUCCAGGCGCAGCUACAAGCAGUCCUGAAUUCGACGAGUUCAUGAUGGAGGUGGAGAGCGAGCGGAGCUGGUUGGAAAAUUUAACGCCAGACCCUGAUCCGCCUGCUCAGAGCAUGCUCGUGCAGACGGAGGCGGUGAAGGCGCUCAUAGAGAAGAAAUACGCCUCUUGGGACCCGUACCUGAGGCGGAUUGUCCUGGGGGCGCUAGUUAUGUAUCGAUGCCGGCUAUCCGACAUCUACGUUCGAGAGUACGUCAUGAUGAUGCACAUCGUACUUGGCGGUGACUACCUCGUCGCCCACGACGGGAUCAUGUAUUUCUGGAAUGGGAAUAUUCGGUUCUUCGAGAAGUGCGAAGGUCUCAUGCCAGAGAUUGUGUAUGCUGCUCUGAAGGAGUACCUCUUGACAUUAGAGGGGCUCUUCCGGUCGUUUACUGGCGACCUUCGGCGGGAUGACGAGGCCGCGCUGUCCGCUAUCGAGGGGUCGUUGGAGAAGAGCGGGCCGGAGGCGAAGAAGGCGUUCGCCGCGUGGCGCGACAGCGCCAUCUUCAACAGAGGAGGCAGAGGCUUUGGCAAGGGCGGCGGCAUGGGAGGCGCGGGAGACACUGCGGUAGAAUUCGAUGGCCUCACGCAGACGGAAGCGCAUGGACUGGAGGGAGAUGCGCCCGCGCUGGCGGACGACAGCGCCGCGCGCAGCGCGCCGUGGUACAUUGCGAUCGCAGUGGGCGUUGCCCGAGUUGGGCGAAGCUUACAGAUCCAGAUGAUUCAGAACAAGCUGCCGUCGUUCUAUUGCGAAUGGUGCGAAACUCCGCGCCCCUCCUACCGGGGCGUCGCCCGCCCCGACAUCGCGUUCGUCUACGACCAGGGCGGGCGCCCGAUGAAGCAAAUCGCAAAGGAGAGUGAACGCAGGAGCAUAUACAUCGGCAUGCCGCACAAAAUCCAGGCUUAUUUGGGCGACCCAGCGUUGGAGGCGGCCGCGAAACGAUUGGAUCAGUUCUACCGGCAGACAUUCUGGGCAAACGCCGCCGCGCACAAAGUGUGCAUGGCCGCCCUCGCCCUGGCGAAGAGAGGGUUGAACGUCGACCAGCUGUUCUUCUUCUGGGGGGCUGGCGGCGUCGGGCUUUCGCUGACGACGGCCCAGCUCGACGCCAUGCUGGGGCGCUCCAACCACAAGUAUUUCGACCCGCAGGUGUUCUAUCUGGACGAGGAGAUGCGGAAGACGGUGGAGUCGCUCAAGGGCGCAAUCGUCCUCACGGCACAGGAGAAGCCAGAAGGCUUGAAGAAGAGCUUCCGGGAGGACUUGUUCAAGAAGCUGGCGUCUGCCGAUGGCAUUUUUGGUCGACUCCCGUAUCAGAUUUUGACAAAGGUUAUAUAUCUGAUCGGGUGGGAACGCAUGGAGCUAAAUAAGCUCAUCACUUACGACGGAGUCACUGAGGGUGCACUCCACGCAAUUUACCGGAGGUCUCUUCUGAUCAAGAUUUUCGCUAGGUUUGUCGAUGCGGAGUACAUCAGGCGCGCCUUACCGAACGCGGAGAAGUACGGCAUCUUCCCGCGGGCGCCGGAUCUGAAGCCAUUCAUGCAGUCGGGGCCCGCCAUCGCCGCUGGUCUGCAACGACAGCUAGGCUUCGAGCGGAAAUAUUGCGAAGCCGCAGCGAGGUCGGUGAUAGACGACUACUGCCUGCGCGGAGGAGAUCACGGGCUCACGGAGAAAUGCAUGCGACAGGCGUGUCUUCUUCCGGCGACGAAGCAGCCGCAGCCUGGCGGCCAGAGAAGCGCGGCUGCCCCGCCGCCCGGCGCCGACUUCGACGUCGGAGUGGGCGGAUCGCAGGAGACGGAAGAGCCCAUGGCGCAGCUGCGCCGCCACGUCAUUAAUCAGAUGCUCGAGCGGAGCUUCGACGCCUUGACGUUUCCAUAUUUCAAGCAGAUGCCGGCAGGGCAGGUUCAGGGCGUGCCGGAGAGGAAACCGAUUGUGUGGAGGGCGAUGGAGUCCGCCGGGUGGUCGAAGGCUGGUCUGUAUGGCAAAGCGAAGGACCGUUUUUUACCGAAAUUGUUGACCGCCCGCAAGUUCGAUGAUUUUUGGGGCCGCGCGGCGCUGAGCUGCUACGCGAACGGCAACGCUUGUCGCAAGCGCAACAUCGACAUCGUGAUUGAGGCCCUAGGUGCCGUCCCAAAGCCGCGCGGGCGGAAGAAGCGCGGAACGGAGACCGAGAUGGGCGGCGACGCCCAUCUGCGCGCGGUCGGCGCGCCCAUCCAGGCAGGAGAGCUCGCUCUGGAAGGGUUGCUCGAGAGCAUGCGCGGGCGGCCGACCGUGGUGCCCGCCGACGCACCAGCGGAGAAGAAGAGGGCACCGGCGGCGCAGGGGUGCCCGGCGUGCGUUCUACAUCCGACGUUGCAAGGCACCGUGGAUCUCGACAUCCACAGCGCGGUCCUGGUCAUCACUUGGCAGCUCGUGGAGAAAAUGGACAUGGACGACAAGGGCCUGUUCAGAGAGGAGGUUGAGUUGUUGAAGCGGCUGGCCGAGGACAGGGGCGAGGUACUGCGCGGCGAGUUGCCGGACAUGGGGCCCGAAGCGGCCAAGCGCUCCGUACUCGAGACCAUCGGCGGGUCCCAUUCUUUUGACGUCGAUGCCGAGCCCUUCGCCAAGAAGUUGCAGCGCGUGAGCCGCUUGCCCGAGAUAUACGAGAGCUUCUGCCAGGACGCCGCGCAGGGCGACGGCGAGAAGACAGAGAAGUGGCCGGAGGGGCAAACGUUCUCGACUUUCUACCAGCGCGCGGAGGACUACAUCCUCCGCCAGUGGCAGGCGUGGGUGCUAGCGCACCCGGUGAAGCAUUUGUCCCUGCAUUUCGACGGCGUCAGGGUCAGCAGGGGCGCGGUGCUCGCCAACCAUGCCACCGUGGCGGACUACGCCGCUGACGCGAGUGCUUACAUCGCGAGGGAAACAGGCUUCGUAGUCAAAAUCACAGGGAAGACCCACCCGACGAUCGCGGAGGCACUCACGAGCUGCAAGGCGUGGCGGCCAGUGGAGGCACCAGCGGCGCCCAACGACCUACUGAAGCCAGGCAAUGGCAUUCUGUUGGCGUUGUGGCGAUGCGGCGAUGCCAGGGUGUCCACGUCCGUUGACUCUGGCGCCUGCGCCACGUCCGUGGAGAACAAUGCUGCCGGCGUGGAGAAAGGGAGGACGUAUGCGGAGUGUUGCCUGGAACACGGCGUGUCAGCGACGCCGCAGCUGGGUUUCGAUGCUUGCGUGAAGGGCCACUAUCUUCUCCACAUGGAUGGGGGCGGUUCGCCAUCGUGCGCACUCGUCCACGUGGGGGCUGAGCUCGACAAGGCGACGGUUUAUUUUCAUGGCAAAGCCGGCGAGGUGAGUCUGGCAGCGGUCCAUGAUGCCGUCCUCGCCGGGCGAGACUCGAGGCUAGCAGUCACGUUUCACGUUGAUUUAUCUCCGGCGGCGCAGGCGGCCGCCGAUGGCAGCGGCGACGCCGAGCGCUUGGAAGCGCUCUUGAAUAUGAUGGCGCGAGCUGGCGCCCUGGCUUACAUCCAGUAG
Molecule: messenger RNA, 4005 nt
Organism: Prorocentrum cordatum
Lineage: Eukaryota; Dinophyceae; Prorocentrales; Prorocentraceae
Source: the annotation of a GenBank genome assembly